UUCCUAGACAACAAUAAAAACAAAGACGAACAUGGCUAGCUCAGUCGAGGUUAAACAAAUCACUCUCAUCACUCCUUCAGAGCCAACUCCCACUCAAACCCUCAGCCUUUCUGCUCUAGAUUCUCAGCUCUUCCUCAGAUUUCCCAUUGAAUACCUCCUCACCUACGAGCCAUCUCACGGCUCAGACAAAUCCACAACCAUAGCUCAGAUCAAGCUAGCCCUGGCUCGAGCCCUGGUCCCAUACUAUCCCCUAGCCGGUCGAGUCAGGGCUCGACAACACGGCUCUGGGCUCGAAGUUGUGUGCCAAGCCCAAGGUGCUGUGUUCAUUGAAGCAGAAUCUAGUGCAGAUAUCUCGGAUUUCGAGGUGGUCCCACUCUACGUCACGGAAAGACGGAAGAUGCUGUCGUUACACGUGGUGGAUGUUUUGAGGGGGGACCCACUUUUGGUGGUACAGCUGACGUGGCUACUUCAUGGCGCGGUUGCGCUUGGAGUGGGCUUUAGUCAUUGCAUGUGUGAUGGGGUGGGGAGUGUUGAGUUUCUUAACUCGUUCGCUGAGUUCGCGCGACUCGGUAAGUCGAAUGCUAAGCCUGUGUGGGAUAGACACUUGCUGGAUCCGAGUCAUUAUGGUUCUGACUCAGUAGGGCAUCCCGAGUUCCACCGAGUCGCGGACCUUUGUGGGUUCAUGUCACGUUUUUCUCACGACAAACUCACUCCGACUUCGGUUACUUUCGAUAAAAUUUCGUUGAGUGAGUUGAAGCGUGUCGCGUUAACGAGUCGAGUCGAGACGGUAUCGUACACUUCGUUCGAAGUACUUUCGGCUCAUAUAUGGAGAAGCUGGGCCAAAGCGCUUAACUUCCCACCUAAUCAAAUUUUGAAAUUAUUAUUCAGCAUAAAUAUCCGCAAACGAGUCGAGCCGAGUUUACCUGAUAAAUUUUACGGAAACGCAAUUGUCCUCGGCUGCGCCCAAACAACCGCUAAAAAUCUGACUGACAAGAGCCUGAGUCACGUAGCCGAGUUAGUGAGACAAGCAAAGGAAAAAGUAGGAAACAAAUACGUACGACAAGUGGUCGAGUUAGUGAGUGAGACUCGGGCGAGUCCCGACUCAGUCGGGGUACUCAUCAUGUCACAAUGGUCAAGGCUGGGGCUCGAGAAGGUUGACUUGGGGAUGGGCCCACCAGCACAAGUGGGACCCAUUUGCAGUGAUCGAUACUGUUUGUUAGUGCCGGUACAGAAUGAGAUGGAUGGUGUGAAGGUGAUGCUGGCUGUCCCCACGUAUGGGGUUGACAAAUACUACAAAAAUUUAUUAUUGAAAAACAACAAAGCAGCUUGUUAAACCUACGAGAGUGUUACAACUGUAUUAAUGGUAUCUAAUUUUUAUUAAUAUAUAAUGAGUUGACAUUUUGAGAUA
Molecule: messenger RNA, 1408 nt
Organism: Daucus carota subsp. sativus
Lineage: Eukaryota; Viridiplantae; Streptophyta; Magnoliopsida; Apiales; Apiaceae
Product: alcohol acyltransferase 9
Exons: 1
Coding region: 32-1333 (433 amino acids)
Molecular function (GO): acyltransferase activity, transferring groups other than amino-acyl groups
Source: RefSeq, a predicted model, not a curated record